Pseudovirgaria hyperparasitica is the source of this 874-nucleotide messenger RNA. RefSeq lists its product as uncharacterized. Bases 168 to 659 code for a protein of 163 amino acids. The record is from RefSeq and is a predicted model, not a curated record. NCBI's taxonomy places the organism in Eukaryota, Fungi, Ascomycota, Dothideomycetes, Acrospermales, Acrospermaceae. The transcript has a single exon.
ACUUAGUGCCGGCACGAAGGCUGAUAGAUGGCCCUGAGCCAGUGGAUGGUUUAAUAACGCCGUCGCCCUCUAUCGAAUCUGGUAUCUUGUAUAUAGAGUCGCCAAUCUUGACUUCGCCGCGACCUAGGCUGAUAGUUCUCAUGUUGUCAUCCUUAUCAAGAUAAUCGAUGUCAUACGGAUCUGCUGGAAGCAUAAAAGUCUCAACCUGCAAGUCUGUCUCGAUCUCCAAAGGCCGAGCAAGCAUAGACCAGAUGCUAGCGGGUGCGGCUGUAGGAGUGGGCCAAGCUGAUACAACCCAGGACGGCACUGGAUACAUAGAUGGCGGACUCGUCACCUUCGGAGGAUUCAAAUCAUUUCCAAAGCUGCUCACUGGCGAGUCUGACCUACUGACUGCGAGAGAAGGAUCUGUUCGCGUGGGAUGUGGUUGCGACACGACUGAUGACAUCCCAGGAACCAAUUCUGACGAUAUGGUUGUGAUCUGGGAAGACUCGGUUGUCGAUUUAGCCCCCGAGUUCGCAGAUGCCGAAUUUGCAGAGGAAGACCCAGGGACCGAAGAAGACUCAGGGAUAAAUGAAGAUUCAGGGAUUGAAGAAUACCCAGAGAUAAAAGAAGGUUCAGAAGCAGAGGACGGGCUGGUCGAUGCCGUACGUGAUGUCUGACCGUCGGACGAAGACGUGAUGGUGGUUGAAUAUAUGCCAUUGCUCGACGGCGAAGUCGUAGCUUGAGUUUCAGAGUCCUCUGUUGUAAGUAAUAUGCUAGAGGAAGCUGGAAGCGUGCUUCUUGAGCUUGCCGAUGUGGUAUUUGGCCAGAAAGACUUCAGUGAAAAAGUUCUGCCGGUAGCGAUUGACUCGGGUGGACCUGACUCCAGAGUUAA